GAAAUCCAAUCGCAUCAGGAAGAGCAGGUGAAGAAGCGGAAGCAUGGGGCCGGCCAUUGGGAGGAGCAGCUGGCGAGCCAGAGCGAGAGCAUCGUUAAAGCCGACCGCAACGAAUCGGGAAAGUCGACGGAAGAGACGAUUAAGCAGCUCAAGGAGGAGGCGAAGAAGAUC
Eremomyces bilateralis CBS 781.70 is the source of this 171-nucleotide messenger RNA. RefSeq lists its product as uncharacterized. NCBI's taxonomy places the organism in Eukaryota, Fungi, Ascomycota, Dothideomycetes, Eremomycetales, Eremomycetaceae. The annotation marks the transcript as partial. The record is from RefSeq and is a predicted model, not a curated record. The transcript is spliced from 2 exons.